GAUAUAAAAGUUUUAUAUAUACUUUUUAAAAAAGGCAAUGCAGAAGAAGAUCUAGGGUUUCAAUGGUUUCUCGACGAUGGGAUCCCGGAAUUGGCGUGGAGAAAUGGAUUGGAGCAGACUAUCAUCAAGGAAAGGGGAUGUUUGGGAGUUUAAGGAAAUUCAGGGAGAUUUUGAAUCGGAUUUCAAUCUCUGUCAUUAUCAAAACGAAAUCAAAGGUUUCCAAAGGCAUUAUCUCAGAUUACUGUGAUAUUUGGGUUUCUUUAUUUUGCAAGGAGAUUGAAAUAAUCAAUCAUCGUUUUGAUCUUACCGAGACAUGGAGAGAAUGGAAUUAUUGUGGAUUUGGCAAUGAAGAGAAAGAAACGGUUGCAGGGGAGAUGGCCAAGAAACAGGGGACCCACAAGAGGAUGUUCAAGCAAGUCUUCUUAUCAGAGAGGCUCAGCAAGCAGGUUUUGUCUUUUGGUCUGGGGUUUUUAAUGUUUUUGAUAAGCUCUAUGAGCAUUUGCAUUUUAUUUGGUUUUAAGAGUAUUAUGGUUUUGGCUUUCUUUUUGUUCUCAUGGUCAUCAAUCGAGCUUCCUGUUAAAGUUAAGCAAUGGAAUACUAAUAGUGCUUUGUUUUGUUGGUAUUGGGUUCUUGUAGAACUGCUCACUAUAAUUGAUUCAUUCAUCUAUUUUGGCUCCCUAAUGAAUUAUGGAAAGUAUGGAAGUGAGUUCUGGAUUGAAAGUGUCCUCAGGUUUCAGCAAUCUCUGAAGCAGGAACAGGACAGAAGUGCAGGGAUUACGGAUUGGAAAAAAUGGUCUUGGACUUAUAACAUUUUGGUAUGGAGCUACGGUUUGGGCGCUACUGUCAAUUUCCAGGUUUCAAGUGCAAUGUCUAAAGCUCGUGUUUUUACUAUGGAGGUUGGACAGAAGAAUUUUAUGGCUUCUUUAGGCCAUAAUAGAUUCUAUUUUGCCACGGAAUAUCAUGGCGAUGAAGUCUGGUUUCAUUAUGCUUAUGUAUAUCAUAAAGGUUUAUGUGAUUGGAGAUAUAGGGAUCAAUUUGUACAAGGUUAUAGGGUUUUUUGGGUCCCCACGAGAUGGUACUUACUAUACUUGCUAGGUGAGAUGAAUAAGACAAUUAUUGGAGACCUAACAAAAGUUAUGGUUACCCCUCUCUUUAAAGUUCGGUGGUGUGAAAUUGUGGUUCGCAUGGAUGGCUUAAUUUUUAUUUUUUUAUACAGAUUUGAGAGCAUAUCUUUAUGUCUCCCUGCUGUGGUGCCUAGGCUCUUAGUUGGACUCUUGGUUAUUGACUAAUAGAUUAUUUCGUAGGCGUAGGCCUGAUAAUAACAUAUGGUAGAAAUGGUUUGGUUCGUGUGGUAACAAGACAUGAGGUUCACUGGUUUCUUCGGAAAUACUGGAAGAGAUGGGUUUUGGUCCCUCAAAGGUCUAUUGUGUCAUGGUACCAGCGAGUAGGAGGGGGAACUUGUUUGGGAUUCUGUGUUUUGGAAAGUGGUUGGCAAGCGAUGGAUGAAGGGACAUGUAAAAGGAAUUUUUGGUUUUACUGGAACUAUAAUUGUGUAAUGCAUAUUUUAAUUUUGGAAAGAUAUUUUAACAAUUUAAGAUUCGGUUGUGUGUGGUUGAUCAGUAGCUCCUCUUGUGAAUGCGGGGAAUUUUAUUUAA
Molecule: messenger RNA, 1655 nt
Organism: Raphanus sativus (radish)
Lineage: Eukaryota; Viridiplantae; Streptophyta; Magnoliopsida; Brassicales; Brassicaceae
Exons: 2
Coding region: 63-1289 (408 amino acids)
Source: RefSeq, a predicted model, not a curated record